Messenger RNA from Aplosporella prunicola CBS 121167, 4854 nucleotides. RefSeq lists its product as uncharacterized. Gene Ontology annotation, cellular component: Swr1 complex. The transcript is spliced from 2 exons. The record is from RefSeq and is a predicted model, not a curated record. Bases 1 to 4854 code for a protein of 1617 amino acids. Gene Ontology annotation, molecular function: histone binding; ATP hydrolysis activity; ATP binding. NCBI's taxonomy places the organism in Eukaryota, Fungi, Ascomycota, Dothideomycetes, Botryosphaeriales, Aplosporellaceae.
AUGCAAAACACGAAACUUCGCGAGAGCCAUGACAACCAUCGCGAUGGCCACGACGCGCUCGACCUAACUCCCCAGCCGGCCAGCGCCUGCACCAACUCCAUCUCUCGCCCCGCCCAGCAUGACGCCACGCCCCCGACCAAGCGUCGUAAACUCGACGACUCGGACAGGCCCUCGAGACCCCCGUCACCGCCCUGGAAAAAGGUCGCCGCUGAUGGGCCCACGUCAUUCAUUGUCGACGGCAGGAGAAAGUCGGGACGCACGAAUGCCCUUCCCGUUGAGCGCGAUUCUAGCACCGACAAGCGGAGGACUACGCGCCAUGCUGCCUCGACCAACGGCCACAAGGCCACCAAGGCCCACUCUCUCAAAUCGACUGCCAGCCCCGCCGUCCAGUCACCCUCGCGUAGCGUCCAGGCAAAAUACAAGAGAGCCUCAGGCUCAGCGCAGGAACUCGAGAAGCCGAAAGCAAAUGGCACGACGCGAAAGUUUCGCCACGAGCCUGCAUCGACUCCAAACGGCUCGGCCACGCGAAAAUCCGGUCGCAUAAAUGAUUUUGCUAAAGCACAGGCUAACAAUAUUCCGAAUGGACACCAGACGACGGUGCAAUCGAGCCCAACCUCGGCUGCCCGUACGCCACGACUCAAGCUCAAGCUAGGCCCGUUACAACUUCCGUUUCUUCAUCCACUCAAUGCCGAACCGCCCCGGAAACACUCCUCUUUUGCCGAGUGGCUAGAACAAGAUGAUCCACUUGCGGGAGAGGAUUUCCGGAAAAUAACGGCAGAGGAAGCACGAGAUGAAGCGCGAUUAAGGCUGAGGAUAUUGGACGCCGCGCAAUCAGGCGGAGUUUUGAGUGAGGGUCAAUGCUCAAAAUAUGCGGCUGAUGCAGAAGAAGAGCCUCCGCCGCGUUACGGACCGUGGAAUCAUAUUGCUGCCCAUGCGGCUAAUUUUCGAAAGUUACUCAUGGCGGAGCGCAGAAACCAUGUCAUAACAGCCCGCCGAUUAGCGUUCGAGUGCAUGGAAGCGUGGAAUUCACGGCAAGGAGCAAAACUGGCAAAACUGGAAGCCGAAAGACCCAAGACAAAGGAGGAGAUUGAGGCUCAAGAAAAAGACUAUGCGGAAAAGCGUUACAAGCAGUUGGUCAAGGAUAUACAGCAGCAAUGGUUGCUGGUUAGGGCAGAAGUCGACAAGCGGAGGCAGGAGCGCUGGCAACAAGAGCAGGAGAAACUCGGCAAGCAGACCAUGAAAUCCUUGUUGGAUCAGUCAACGCACCUGCUUAAGGAACGAAGGAACAGAGCAGACUCAAUCUACAGCAGUGAUAUGGGCGAGGACUCCGAGUCAUACCUGGAGGGUGAUGAUGGUCAGGAAGAUGAAGGCGAAGACGGGGAAAGCCGCAUAGACAGCACACGCCCUGGUUCUAGCCAUGACGUCAUGGACGACGAGUCUGGAUCUGGAUCCGAGGAAGAGACCGUUCACGAUGAAGAUGAGGAUGCCAAUUUGACCCAAGACCAGCUCAGGGAAAAAUAUGCGAAUCUUCGACCAUCAGAGUUUGGUUUGUCUGAAGAAGAGUACGAGGAUGAUGGGGGCGGGGGGGAGACAGAGGAAGAAGAGCGCGCUGACAACUCUUUGGGGCUUCGGAGCUUGUUGACAAACGGUACUUCUGCUAAGGAUGAUGAUGAAGCUACGGCGUCGACCAACGACCCCCGCACGGAUAAGAACGAUUUGGGUGGUAUCGAUCCCUCAAAAGUGACGCUGGAGGAAGUUGACAAUAUUCUUAUGGAUGACGAAGAUGACGACUCCGACAUGAACAUGGAUUCCGAUGAUGAGGGCAGUGCAACUGAAGAGGACGAUGAAGACGACGAAGAAACUGAAGAAGACGAAAAUGAUGAGGAUGCUUUGGGGACCUGGGGCUUCCUGUCUGGCCAGGAGAUCGAAGAAUUGAAAAAAAAGGCUGCUCAAGAACUGGAAAGCGAGAAAGCUGCGACAGCCGAAAGUGUUGCAGAUAUUGGGGACGACAAGGAACAUGAAGCAAAUGGUCUCGAACUGGUCACGGAGAAAGACGUACCGCUUGCCGAACCCAGCGGGACUGCACUUGAUAGAGAGCCCGCUGCAGGUAACUCCGUUGACGGUUUGCUUGAGGCUCAGUCUCCACCGAAGGACGCCAAUAUGAUCGACACUGCGGAAGGCCAGCAACAGAACCCAGAAGACAUCUCUCAAGGCAACAAUGGAGAACUGAUGGCCGACCCUGUGGAAUCUCCUACAACAAUCAAGACACCAGUUCCUCCAUUGCUUCGUGGCAAGCUCCGACCAUAUCAACAUGAAGGGUUGGAUUGGCUUGCUGGUCUUUACGAUGGCAACACCAACGGAAUCCUUGCAGAUGAGAUGGGUUUGGGCAAGACAAUUCAGACCAUUGCCCUGCUUGCGCAUCUGGCAGUGGAGCGGCAAGUGUGGGGGCCUCAUCUUGUUGUGGUGCCAACCAGUGUCAUGCUGAACUGGGAAAUGGAGUUCAAGAAAUUCUGUCCGGGAUUUAAAGUUUUGGCGUACUAUGGCUCUAUUGAGGAGCGGAAACGCAAGCGUCAAGGUUGGAUGAAUGAUGAUCUCUGGAAUGUGGUUAUCACGUCCUAUCAACUCAUUCUCCAUGAUGCCGCGGCUUUCAAGAAACGCAGCUGGCACUACCUCAUCCUGGACGAGGCUCAUAACAUCAAGAAUUUCCAAACUCAACGUUGGCAGACACUAUUGACAUUCAAAACCCAAAGGCGGCUUCUGCUUACCGGUACUCCACUUCAAAACAAUCUCCAGGAACUCUGGUCUUUAUUGUUCUUCCUUAUGCCAUCUGGAGACGAUGGACAAGGCGGGUUUGCAGCCCUCAGUAAUUUCACGCACGCCAUGGCAAGGCCUACCAAUCAGAUCCUUGACCAGGGAAGGCAAGAGCUCGAUGCCGAGGCACAGGCUACAGUGAAGCAACUACAUGAAGUCUUACGUCCCUACCUUUUGAGAAGGCUCAAAGCCGAUGUUGAGAAGCAAAUGCCGGGAAAGUAUGAGCACGUUGUCUACUGCCGUCUUUCCAAAAGACAGAGACAGCUCUAUGACGGCUUCAUGGGCAGAGCGGAUACUAGGCAGACCUUAGCCGGAGGUAACUACAUGUCUAUCAUGAACUGCCUGAUGUCGCUUCGAAAGGUUUGCAAUCAUCCGGACCUCUUCGAGACAAGGCAGAUUGUGACCUCGUUCGCGAUGCCGAAGUCUGUGGUAGCCGACUACGAAAUCAAAGACCUACUGGUGCGCAAGCGCCUGCUCCAAGAAGACCAAAACGAAAAGCUAGAUCUAGAUUUCUUAAACCUUUGCCUAGCCAAAAAGGAGCACGUUUCUGCCGUCCAAGCAAAACGAAUCCAGGCGAUUCAAGCUAUCCGGCCUCUGGAAGGGUUAAUCGAACGGCAGACUCGGCGACUUAAACCUUUAAGCGGCGUGGAUGGCUCGUCUCUCAGUUCAUUGUCAACUCAUCUUGCAGCAACUUCAGAUCAAUCAACACUGGCACAUCUCCAGAACUGCCUCCACAUAACGCGUCGGCGAGCGCAAAGGACUCCAGUUUAUGGCACCGGCUUCAUUGAUCGUAUCACGCUGAACAAUCUCACGAGCCAGUUUAUCGCUUCCAGAGGUCCCUGGAAGGGACAGAAUCAAGGAGAAUGGUACCUCGGUACGCCUUCGGUGUGGCCAAACAUCGUUCCAACUUUGGACGAACGUUCCGAAGCUUUGGCAACAACCGUACAAAAGUUUGGCUUCGUCACCCCUGCCGUUGUAGCGAGUGACUUGAUCCCCUUGGCACUGGGCGAGGACCGAGCUCAGUUAGUUCGAAGCUCCAUUACAAACAGCCGCCCCGAUCCUUAUCACGAAUCUCGUAUCCGACUUUCCAUCGCUUUUCCGGACAAGAGAUUACUUCAGUACGACUGUGGCAAACUUCAAAGGCUUGCUAAACUUUUGCGUGAUCUUCAAGCCGGUGGCCAUCGUGCGUUGAUCUUUACUCAGAUGACUAAGGUACUUGAUGUCCUGGAGCAGUUUCUCAAUAUCCAUGGUCAUCGUUACCUUCGUCUCGACGGCGCGACUAAAAUAGAGCAACGACAAGUACUCACGGAUCGAUUCAACAAUGACCCAAGAAUCCUGGCAUUCAUUCUGUCGUCGAGAUCUGGCGGGUUAGGAAUCAACCUAACAGGUGCUGAUACCGUCAUCUUCUACGAUCUCGACUGGAAUCCUGCGAUGGACAAGCAAUGUCAAGAUAGAUGUCACAGAAUUGGUCAAACGCGCGAUGUGCACAUCUACAGGUUCGUGUCUGAGUACACGAUUGAAGCUAACAUCCUGCGCAAGUCAAACCAAAAGAGGCUUCUUGAUGAUGUUAUCAUUCAAAAAGGCGACUUCACAACAGACUAUUUCAACCGUCUUACCUACAAGGACGUGUUGGACGAAGUACCUGAAGCGGAGGACUCCGAAGCGAACGCAGCCAUGGACAAGGUUUUGGGAAACAUGGGAAUGCCGGAUCCAUCGGGCUUGGGGAGCGUGCUGGAAGGUGUGGAAGACAAGGAAGAUACCGAGGCGGCCAAAGUGGCACAGAAAGAAAUCGUCACCGAAGUCCACAUCGACGACGCCGACUUCAACGAAGCUAGUUCGCGGCCCAGCGCUACUCCGAGGCCGUCGGCGCCGCCAAUUUCGGAUGGUGACCGGGAUCUGGACGGGGAGGAAGCACCGCAUGUAGACGAUUUCAUGGUCAGGUUAACGGAAUGGGAGCUGCGAGAUGUACCACUGGGGCCUCCUCCUGACAGGAGGCGACGUAAGAGGAACGGCGGAGAGCAUAGGAUUCGGCGCAGGCGGUAA